This is a messenger RNA of Camelina sativa (false flax), 1143 nucleotides long. RefSeq names its product abscisic acid receptor PYL7. Gene Ontology annotation, cellular component: cytoplasm; nucleus. NCBI's taxonomy places the organism in Eukaryota, Viridiplantae, Streptophyta, Magnoliopsida, Brassicales, Brassicaceae. Gene Ontology annotation, molecular function: abscisic acid binding; protein phosphatase inhibitor activity; signaling receptor activity. Gene Ontology annotation, biological process: abscisic acid-activated signaling pathway. The record is from RefSeq and is a predicted model, not a curated record.
UAUCGUAAAUCCGUUGGUGGAAUUAAUAUUCGUCGGUGGGGUUCGUUGAUUUUUUUACCUAACCAACCAACCCAAAAACAAAAAAAGAAUCAAAGCUUUUCUGACCCUAUUUGUUUCUAUUUUAUCCAUUCCCAAAUAGAUUCCUCAAAAGGGAAAGAAGAAACGAAAGAAGAAUAGAGAGAUGGAGAUCAUCGGAGGAGACGACGAUUCAGCGAUGUACGGAGCUCUCGUGACGGCGCAGUCCUUACGGUUGCAUCAUCGUCACCACUGCAGAGAGGAUCAGUGUACCUCUGUUCUCGUCAAGUACAUUAAAGCUCCUGUUCAUCUCGUUUGGUCACUUGUGCGGAGAUUUGAUCAGCCGCAGAAAUACAAACCAUUUAUAAGCAGAUGCACUGUUCAUGGUGAUCCUGAAAUCGGUAGUCUCAGAGAAGUAGAUGUCAGAUCUGGUCUUCCUGCGACCACCAGUACCGAGAGAUUGGAACAGCUUGAUGAUGAAGAGCACAUCCUCGGUAUCAACAUCAUUGGUGGUGAUCACAGACUUAAGAACUACUCUUCGAUCUUGACUGUACAUCCUCAGAUGAUCGAUGGGAGGUCAGGAACUAUGGUGAUUGAAUCUUUUGUUGUGGAUGUUCCUCAAGGCAACACCAAAGAUGAUACAUGUUACUUUGUGGAAUCACUCAUAAAGUGUAACCUCAAAUCCUUGGCUUGUGCCUCUGAAAGAUUGGCUGCUCAAGACAUAACCAAUUCCGUCGCCACAUUCUGAAAUAUUUCCAACGGAUACAUCAUACAGUAACCAUUGAAGAUAUACGGAGAGAAGAAUCAUACAGCUACCUUUGAAGAUAUGGCUCCAUCUGUCGCACUUACAAUCUCAGUGAAGGGAAGAAAUAUUCAGUGUGUUUAGAACCUACCAUUCUGAGAUUAUUUAGUCUGGUCACAUAUAUAGAAGCCCACGUAGUCUCGCUUCUUUGAUCAGAUCACCUCCAUAAGCUAUUUUCGAGCAUGUGGUAAAAGUUUUGAUGUAAUUUGUUGUCUGUUGUCUGUUGGACAGUGUCUGUAUUUACGCACCACUUGUAAGAAAUAACAGGGCUAGUGUAUCUAUACUAUCACCAAGAGUCGUUGCAGGAACAUUUUCCGUCUCUGAAA